GUGGCAUUCAAUGGCUCCCUUUGUUACUUCAGCAUCAAGGAGAACAAGCGCUUGGUCCUCGUAGAUGGAUCGAAGCUCACCGGCGCCAAGGUGACCCCACUCGUCGGCGCGGCGCGCGAGUACGCCUUCAGGUUGCAGUGCUACACCCACGACGAGCAUGAGAAGGACGUGAACAUGUGCUUCUCUGCGGAGUCUCCGGAAGAGUACACGAAGUGGACAGGGCUUCUGAUGCACACCGCCAAUAUGGACGGUGCGAUCCAGACGGUGCGCCUUGGCGGGGACGUCGCUGCUGAGAUCAAGCAGUUCAGGCUAAAUGUGAAGAAUCGUCGAAUGAAGGUCGGCGAGGACAAGAAGGAUCAGUUCGCCCCGGUCUUCAAAGCGAAGCUUUGGAAGGUCAAGGCGGAGGGCGACCGGCGGAAGGAGGAAGAUUGGUUCGAGCGCGAGAUGUGGAUUGCGAAGAACGGCAGUCUCGUCUACUGGAGCAAGAAGGAGGACCGUGACCUGGUCUACUACACCUCCGAUGACAUCGCACGCGCGACCAUCACGCUGAUCCCCAACGAUGAUAGCUUCAUCCCCUGGGCUUUCCAGGUCCACCUUCCCCCGAUUGGAGAGGUGGAGUUCACACCCGGCGAGUUUGCCGCCGAGUCCGAGGCGAUGCGUGACUGUUGGAUCGAGGAGUUGGUUUCUGAGAGCCCUGCUAGCCCUUUCGACGCAGCUGCGGCGCAGCUGCCUCCGACUCCUUUGACUGUGUCUGCGCGCCCCCCACGCGCGCACCUCGAGGAGGCCCAGUGGGCAGUGGGAUAUGCAGAGUGGGAUGCGAAUCGCGCUCUGGUCGCCAAGGUGUGUGAGAGGAGUGCUCUUGGCAGCAUCGAAGGAGUCAAAGGCUUUGCGUUUGCCAAGUUCAGGCUGGCCGCGGCUCCAAGUCGCGUGCGCCCACGGCAAGGAGGAAAGUCAACGAAGAGAGGACCGAUGCUGGGGAUUUUCAAGGAGGAGCCGGAGCUGCGGGUGCACGAAUCACAGAUCAUGCACCGCGUCAACGCCUUCCGCGGCUGGAAGGAACAGCGCCAGCCUCGGAGAGGCAUUGAGUCCUUCGCAGAAGGAUACAAGAUCUUCGGUUUCCAGAGGCACGAGGCCGAGAAGAAGUGGAGCUUCAGUGAAUGGCUACCAGCAGCAAGGAAAGUUUUCCUCGUAGGCAACUCCCCUUCUAUCUUCGUCGGAGAUGUGUGCCUGCGUGCGCGUGUGCGCGUGCGCUACGCAAAAAAGGAGAAGACCUAUCCCAUGACACGCGAAUACGGUCGCUGGACGAUUGACUUGCCUGAUCAUGACGAUGGUCGCUGGCUCGUACCUCACAGGUCCCAGAUCCGUCCGGAGCUCGGGCCCGGCAAUGGCGAGAGAAAGCGCGCAGAGAUGGGAUUGCGAAUCGAGUCGGAGUCCGGGACCUUCGACCGGGUGCCGGCGUGGACGAAGUUCGCAGAGGACACGGCCUUGCACGUCUACAACGCCGUGAUGUGGGAGCCCCCGCCGGCGGAGCGCUACAUCAUGCGCCACGCGAGGCCAAGGAGACCGAAAACUCUGAAGAUCUACGAGGCACACGUGGGCACUGCUGGCGAAGAUGCCAAGGCUCCCCACACGUACUUGGAGUUCAAGGCAGUGCUUCCUAAGAUCAAGAGCUUGGGCUACAACACGGUGCAGUUCUUGGCCGUGGCGGAGCAUUCGGACUAUGCCUCCGCGGGCCGGCAGGUGACCAGCUUCUUCGCACCCUCCAGCCGCUUCGGGACGCCCGAAGAGUUCAAGGAGCUAGUGGACACAGCGCACGCCCACGGCCUCACGGUGCUGAUGAGCUUGGUGCAUUGCCAGCUCUCCCCGCAUGAGCUGGACGGCAUCGCGUCCAUGGACGGAACCGACUGCUACAGGCACGCUGGCAGCAAGGGCUGGCAGGAGUCUUGGGCUGCCGCGCUCUUUGACUACGGCAAGUACGAGGUGCUGCGGUUCCUCCUCUCCAACCUCCGUUGGUGGAUUGAGGAGUACGGCAUCGACGGCUUCUGCUUCGCAGGCAUCACCAGCAUGCUGUACCACUCCCACGGAAUCGGCAAGUCCUUUACCAACUCCAAAGAGCACUUCGGCUGGGACUCGGACCUCGAGCUUCGCUCUCAGCCG
Messenger RNA from Symbiodinium necroappetens, 2157 nucleotides. The record is from the annotation of a GenBank genome assembly. NCBI's taxonomy places the organism in Eukaryota, Dinophyceae, Suessiales, Symbiodiniaceae.